UUUCAUAACAGAAACGUACUGUUCGAAGGAGGGUACAGCGGUUUGAAUCGAUCGUAGUAUGUAUAAAUAGUGUAUUUUAUUUUCACUUUUGGUCUUCCAUAGAUUUCUCUGAAAGUGAGAAAGGAAGUGAGAUCUCUGCCGCUCGACUAAUAUUAGUAGUUGUAGUAGUCGUCCGCAGUAACAGUUUUAGAACACUGUGUGAUAAUAACUCUAACACCAGACAUAUCUAAGUAGCUUACUCACCACCGUUGCUACAUCGUUCCUGACAACAUUAAUAUAUCACAUGAUGCUAUAUCCGACCGUCCAAUGAGAUAUCCCAUAGAUAUCAUAUCAGUAUAAUCAUAACUGAUAUCAUCAAUAAUCGGUGUCGGUGAUCAUUUUUUGACAAACAUGGUAGGAAGAGGCAGAACACCAGCAGUCCGUAGUUAUUAAGUCUUUACUGCUGCACCUUGACCUUCCUCUUCCUGCUCUCUCUACUCAUACAAUAUUAUGUUUCUCUAAAUCAGCCGACAUCCCAACAGACAGAUGCAGAAAAUGUGGAAAAAGGAAAACCUAAGGAAAAAUCUUUUACGUGUCAAACAGAUAGCAGAUCAGAACCUCGGACGAGCAGAAAAAUCCGAGGUUCUUUCUGAGGAUUUACUUAGUGUUGAAAAAAGAGUUGAACAAGUGCGAUCAGCAUGCAUGAACACAGCAAAAAAGCUAGAUUUAAGCAUCCAGGGCUCUGGCACAGACAUGGAAAAAAGAUUAAAAAAGCUCCCUGAAACUGGUAUUGGCCAUACUAUGCUAGAAUCAGCAACUACAUUGGGUUUGGACUCAGUGUUGGGUAAUGUAUUCCACCUAUGUGGUGAGUGCCAAAAUGGUCAAGCUAAAGAACUGUUAAAUUAUGAAUUGGAGGUAGAAAACACUGUAUUAAAUCCAUUGAAUUUAAUUCUUGAAAAUGACAUCCCUACUAUUGUAAAAUUGAGAAAGCAUCUAAAUAAGUUAACAUUAGAUAUGGAUUCUGCACGUAAUCGGUGGACCACAGCAGUACGUCAAUCUCAGUUGAACAGCAACAACAUGGCAGCUGCUGCUUACAAAGCUGACUUGAUUCGUGGAGAGUUAGAAGAUGCAGCGAACAAAGUAGACAGUGCCAAAGAUGCUUUAGCAAUUGAAAUGCUUAAUUUCAUUGCAAAAGAGAAUGACCACUGUGAAAAACUAGUAGCACUCAUGACAGCACAAGCCAAUUACCACAGAAAUGCCCUUGAAACAAUCGAUAGAGUGAUACCGAAGGUGAAACAAAUGAUUGACACUAAUCCUGUGAAACCUGUCUAUGGUGUCUGUCUGUUGGACCAUUUAAAAGUUACUGAACGAAAUAUUGCCUUAGUCAUUGAAGGCUGUGUCUGUACUUUAGUAGAUACAGGCUUAGAGGAGGAGGGUUUAUUUAGAAUAGCAGGAAUGGCUUCAAAAGUAAAAAAAUUGAAGGCAUCAUUUGAUGCUGGUAUAGUAGAUAUGGAGGAAUACGAACAUGAUUUACAUACUGUAGCAGGGGCCCUGAAACAGUAUUUAAGGGAACUUCCUGAACCUCUUUUGACGUUCCACUUGUAUGCAGAAUUUGUGCAAUCAGUUCAAUUACCACAAGACCAGCGUCUGGCUGCUUUAACUGCCACUGUAAAUAAAUUGCCUAAAGAAAAUUAUGACAAUUUUAGGUAUUUAGUGAAAUUUCUUGCAAAAUUAGCGAAGUGUUCCGAUACUAAUAAAAUGACAGCUAGUAAUAUUGCUAUCGUGAUAGGUCCUAAUCUGCUUUGGUCAUCAGAUGAAAGUCUUCCAACAGUACUAUCAACUGGUAAUUUUAGUGUCAUUAUUGAAACAAUAAUCAACAAUGCUGAUUACAUUUUUCCUGGAGACGUACAAUUUCACUUGACAGCCACGGCCUCAGUCGCAACCAACAACAUCACCUUACAACAACCAACAACACUCUCCUCUGAUGCCAGUACUCACCACCAAAUAAGUGAUCUCCCUUCUCCUUCAUCUUGCCACAAGCGUUCAUUAAGUGGGCAAAUACCACCGCUGCACAAAAAAUCUGCUCCUGCCCAAUCAAGCACUUCUACUGCAGGAACAUCAAUGUCACUGACAACAUCUGUGAUUCCUUUGUCUGAGCUAAGUACACAGUCUGCUCAUACAAGCACUUUAAAUCUUCAUCGGCCUUCAGCAGAUACUAUCGGUACCCAGAGCAGUGGUAGUUCAACACUAACCGGCAGUUCCCUACCAGACAAACUCAACAUGGUUGACGAUGAUACUGGUUUUAGCAAUGGGCCCUAUCAAGGUGAAGGAUUAAUUUCGAACCCUUUGGAAUGUAGUAGCACUGCUAAAGCCACUAACACUUCUCUUGACUUUGAGCCUGGGAAUGCUAUAAAGACAUCACGCUCCAGGUCGGUUCCUCCUGCUCUAGUUUCCAAAAGUUUUCAUUCAGAUGUAUACAAUACAGCUUUUGCCCUCCACUCUUUGGGUGAUGGAAAUUGCUCUGGCUAUAUGACAAAAGUUAGAGCUAUGUGGGAUGACCAGUUUUUGACAAAGCAGCCUUCGGCCUCCACAGAGAGUAACCACUUAGCAGGUCUUAGCAGUGGGGGCGCAGGACGGAAUGGUUCCACCCCAGCAGAUAUUGAUUUCUCAGUUGCACUUGUUGACUCUGCCGAUACAAUCAACACCUCAACAAAUUCUGUAACUAGUAAGAAUGAAGUCAUGACUGCUUCAACUGUUACAAAUGCUUUGAGUGGGACAAGUUCAACAAUUCAAACAGUACCAAAAUCAACAACUAGACCAGCAACUAGUACUUCUUGUCAUACUCUUCCUACUCCUCAACCUAUUGCAAUGCAAACUGGAGCUAAUUUAGAAUUAUCAAAAAAACCUCAGAAUCUCUCUACAAGUUGUAUAGCUACUAAUUUUCCUUCUGAUGUUGAAGCUACUCCAAAGAAACCAAUACCAGCCAAAAAGCCUGCACCUCCACCUCCACCAGAACGACCCCAUUCUGUAGCUGUAUCGUCAUUUGCACAAUCUAAAAUGUCUUGUAUGACCUGGCCCCGUAAUACAAACACUGGUGGACAAAUAUCAGAAGAAAAAGCAUCAGCUUCAAGUGGACUGGAUACUUUGACUACUAACAAUAGUAAUAGUUCUGAACGAGAAAAGAACAAAAUGCCAACGACACCAGAAAAGAAAUCUGAACAUCGACGUCUACAACCCCCUGAAAGACCAAAAGGACCACCACCUGUUGUCCCCAGUUCAUGUCACCAAAGAUCUGCAUCAACUGGUAGUUUUGGAAGUUCUACAUCACAAUGCCAAGCAACAGGUAACUCAAUGAAAAAGAAAGAAUCAGACAUGGAUAUCACUUACAACAACACUGACAGAAUAAAGUUCUUUGAAGAAAAUAAGCAAUCGGCAAAAGAAGCAAGUCCUGCGAUACAGCAACAGAAGAAAACUCUUCCUGAAAAAUACAGGAUUCAAGAAGAAUAAAUUUUUGUUUGAAUUUUAAUAAAAAAAAAAUGUAAUUGUUAUGAGACUGCUAAUCUCCUUUACCACCAUCUCAUCGAUCCAUAAUUUGUAUAUCCUAAAUUUUGUCCUUUAACUUGUGUAUUUUCAUCUGUUUGAUCCUAUGUUUCCUCACAUCACAAAAAAUGAAUUUAUUUUCCAAAUUUUUUUAUAUGUAUUUUUGAUUAGCUUUAAAUUUUUUGUUUGGAAAAUAAUGUCCAUUUUAAGUUAUAAAUCCCUUCAUGUAACAAAUGUGGUGAUAUUUGUUGGAUUUAAAGUUGAGGUAAUUCUGUACCCCAACAUAUCACAGGCUUUUAUCCAGAGGAAAAAAAUUGAACACAGUAUUGUAAGGCAUUAAUUAAACCAAGCCUCUGUUGGUAACAGUGGUAAAUUCUACCUCCCUAUUUACAGCUAGUUGGCACAUCUAUCGACAGAUAACAUUUGUGGGGUUUUUGUUUACAUUAAAGGCUGAAACUAUCAUUUAUAACUAUAUUGAUGUAAACAUUUGUUUUAUAUUGAUCAUUAUUUCCUUUAAAAAUCAUGAACUUAUAUUCAUUAAUUUUAACAAAAUGCAAAUGGUCAGAGCUUCAGAAAGAGAGAGACAUUAUAUCAACCUGGUCAACAGCAACUGUCCAUUUAACAAA
This is a messenger RNA of Octopus sinensis (East Asian common octopus), 4145 nucleotides long. RefSeq names its product rho GTPase-activating protein 44. Gene Ontology annotation, molecular function: GTPase activator activity; protein binding. Gene Ontology annotation, biological process: signal transduction; regulation of actin cytoskeleton organization; positive regulation of GTPase activity. The record is from RefSeq and is a predicted model, not a curated record. Bases 526 to 3486 code for a protein of 986 amino acids. Gene Ontology annotation, cellular component: cytoplasm; intracellular anatomical structure. The transcript is spliced from 20 exons. Lineage: Eukaryota; Metazoa; Mollusca; Cephalopoda; Octopoda; Octopodidae.